This is a messenger RNA of Somion occarium, 1472 nucleotides long. Lineage: Eukaryota; Fungi; Basidiomycota; Agaricomycetes; Polyporales; Cerrenaceae. The record is from the annotation of a GenBank genome assembly.
CACACUACAAGUCACUACGCAGGUGAAUUGUACACACCAUAAGGUACAAGUAUUCCUAGGGCUUUGUCUAGACCUCAGACUGUAGUAUAGAUUGGUAAGUGGAAGUCAAUACGGAACAUCAGGAAACGCAGCUUUGUCCACCUCAUAACUAAGCAGGACUCUUCCUUCCGCCAGGAGGCUCUCACCGUCGGUGACUUAUCUUCCGUCUUUCGGACUCAUAAGUAAGCAUGCUCAUCAGAACAAGUACUUAGUAUAUAGUCCACUAUACUUAGUAUCUGUGGAACGGAAAUGCGCCCUGAAGCUUAUAAGGAUACGACCACUGGCCGUGGCCUGAAAUACCAUUACUACGCCGUCCCUGCUAAGGAACCGAAGCCCACAAUCAUCUUCUGUCAUGGAUUCCCAUCUACGUCUCAAGACUGGCGACUUAUCGUCCCUCACUUCGAGCAACAAGGAUACGGCAUCAUCGUUCCUGACAUGUUAGGCUUUGGUGGAACAGAUAAACCCACCGAUCCGUCCUUCUACAGGGCAACACUGAUAGCCAAGGAUAUUGUUGAUAUACUCAAUGCAGAAAAAAUCGACAAAGUCAUAGGCGUUGGUCAUGAUUGGGGUGCUUUCAUCCUUGCACGUUUGGCCAACGUUGCGCCAGAACGUUUCUACGCUUACGCAUUCUUUGCUGUGUCCUACACCCUUCCCGAUCCCAACUUCAACAUUCAGGAUGCCUUAAAGUUCACAAAGCAACAUUUUGGUUAUGAGCUCUUUGGGUACUGGAUGGCCCUCUCCGAAGAGGGUUCUGAAAAACUUUUAGAACAGCAUUGGGAUACAUGCUUUGGCCUGAUCUGGCCGCAUGAUCCUGAAUUGUGGAAAACCCAUAUGGCACCUCUGGGUGUCUUGAAAUCGACUCUUCUCUCAGACCAGAGGUUCCCUCUUCCUUCCUAUCUCACCGAAGAUGAUAAGAAGACCAUGUCAGAUGUGUUGCUCAAAGGUGGCAUGGCUGGUCCUGUCUGCUACUACAAAGUGCGCGUGAAUGGCCAGAGCUCUUAUGACGACAGCACCAUUCCCAAAGAUAGGUGCAUUCCACCCGCCUCUAGCCCCAUUUUCUUCGGUGCCGCUUUGAAGGAUUAUGUAUGCAUUGCCGAAGCGGGCAAACAAACGUUAACCAGUCCGGCCUUCAAAGAUCAUAAAGUCACGAUUCGAGACUUCGACGCAGAUCACUGGCUCAUUUUGUCUGUUCCCGACGAGAUCAAUCGGGAGCUCGGGGCUUGGAUUGAGAGUGUAUCUGCUACGAUCCCGAAUGCUCACUUAUAGGCAGAUGAUGUGAUCGACACAGUACCCAUGAAAGAACAACUGAAUUGUAUAGUAUGCAUGGCUCCGAAAAUUUUAUUCUGGGAUCCAUUCGUUGUCGGUGCCUCGUCCUAGCCCUGUCGUCGAGCUUUGUUGCUGUACCACAGCUUCAAUGAAGGUCUUUCGCACCU